AUGGAGAAGAUGUCAGGUGUGGAGCUACAGGAGCAGGGAGGCCUGAAGAAGCUGGUGCUCCGGUGGUUCACUGAGACGCAGGCUGGACUCAUCCUGGACCACGGAAACUUCCCAGACUGGUUUCAAGGCUUCGCUGCCAGAAAGGAAGCAGAGGAUCUUCUGAGAGAUAAGCCUCUGGGCUGUUUUCUCAUCCGCCUCAGUGAUAAAGCCGUCGGCUACAUUUUGUCCUACAGGGGCCUCGACAGGUGCCGCCAUUUUGUCAUCACCCAGAAUCCGGACGGGCAGUUUGUCAUAUCAGGAGACUGUCAGACUCAUCACAGCCUGAUGGAGCUGAUCGAUCAUUACAGGCUCAGCCCCAUCCAGCCGUUUGGAGAACACCUGACCUGCAGCUGCUAUGAGGUGAAGAGGAGUGAACUGUACGAUGUGGUGAACCACAAAACCAAGAUGUCUGGGGUGAGCGUCCAAGCUCUGCGGUUCCUGUGGGACCAGAAAAGUCCCCGAAACAGCGCCACCAACAGGAACCAAAGGACUCAGCCGCAACAUGAGCCUGCUACAGCGCAGCCACCUGAUCUACCAUCCAAGUCUCAGAGCUGUAAACUGACGGGGACAGUGUCUGCAGACGCCAUGUCCCUCUCUCAGGCCGAACCUCCAGUUCCAAAGAGAAACGUUCCUCUGAGCUUCUCUCUGCGCGACACUUUCCCCGACACCGUGUCACAUCCGAGUGAAACCCAGAGCGUCUCCUUCAGAUCAGACCGACUGAGAGGAAACACAACCACAGACGUGUUUUACACAAAAACUCCAGCAGGAAACACGGAGCUGACGCAGAGCGAGAGCAGCAAUCCACCCAGUCCCCUGAAGAAGGUCACCUGCCACACCUACUCCCUCCACGACCCCGGGGCCCAGAGGCCGAGCAGCUCCACGCUGAGGCCCACCCCCUUCCACCAGGCCCCCGAGGGCCCCACAGAGAGCUCAGCUGGCCAGAGAGACGUCCUGUAUGCUGAGGUCGCUGAGAGGCCAAAACACACCGGUCUACCCGAGGACACGUACGAGCAGAUCCCCGGGGACGCCGCCACCAACCGCCAGAGCAACACCUACGAGUCGCUGGAUGAUAUGAAGUCAAAGAAGCACAGAUUCACCUGGGGGAAGAACCACGUGAAAUGGAAGAAAUUCCUUCCUGAAUACAAGAAGAAAUAAAUGUGAUGAAAAGAAAAAAGAAAAUUCUGUGUUUGAAUUCAGAGUCAACUGUUUUACGUUUGG
Messenger RNA from Paralichthys olivaceus (Japanese flounder), 1257 nucleotides. The record is from RefSeq and is a predicted model, not a curated record. Lineage: Eukaryota; Metazoa; Chordata; Actinopteri; Pleuronectiformes; Paralichthyidae.